This is a messenger RNA of Phytomonas sp. Hart1, 1656 nucleotides long. The record is from the annotation of a GenBank genome assembly. Lineage: Eukaryota; Euglenozoa; Kinetoplastea; Trypanosomatida; Trypanosomatidae.
AUGCCACCCAAGCGAAAGCCACCUCCCUCCCAGGGGCGCUCCCCCGGGUCUGUCACAGUGGCGGACGCGGGGCGGUUUUUCUACCUCAACGGGAUCCUCUGCAAGAGCUUCGCCGCCGACGGCGCGUUUCGCCCGUCGGCGGUCUUUCCCGCGGUGGACGCUGUGGCCCACACCUUGGCCACCCCUACGGGGGAGGAGGAGGGGGACCCGAUUCCUCUCAGUCUCCGGCCUAACCUGGACGACCCCAUUUUGAACACCUUUGGGGUGCUUUCGAAGGGGGUGCUGAUGGACCCGUGGGAUGGGCACUUUGUGGAUUUUGCCGAUCCGCAGGUCUGGGCCCCGUCGCUGUUGGACGCCGCGGGCGAGACUUCUUCUCGCGAGGCCAAGGGGACGGGAGGGGAUCUUCCGCCCAAACAAUUCCCUCUGCAAAAACCCUCUGCACGAAUUCCACGGCUGCAGCGAUUGUCCUUACACGCAAGCAGCACCUCAUCCCUAUCCCUCGAGACGCUUCACAGACAAAAUCAGGACUUUUAUGAACAAGGAGACUUUUCCGGUUUACGGGCGCAGGCUUGCGUGUUGCUCUGCUCCUCUCUCGAACCCCUAGACCGAUCUGAAGCCUUGGAGGAAUGGAAAGAAAUGAUUCUGAAGGAUCGGACCCCCUUUUCGUGGCCCUAUUGCCGGAAGUUUAUUUCCCACUCCAACCUCCAUAAUGCUGUGAAGGGCUAUGUGGAAUGGCUUUUUACCGCCUGCGAGUUCCCCCGCGCGGCGGUAGACCCCCAAUCCGACCGCCAUCAUUUGUUUUUGCACUACUUAACUCUGAUGGAGGAGUAUCGGCUGCUAAUAAAACUUCGGAGGCCACAAAGCACCCACUUGCCGGUGGGGAUUCCCUUUCCUUUUCAAUACAAAGGCCGCGCGUUGCGCAGGGCGGUGCAAAACGAGGAAUCCGAAAUUAACGACGCAUCUCAUUCGGGCGAGAUACCGAACGAGGGCGAUUCUUCCCUCGUGAGCGCCUCUUUGCUGUCAUCUUUUAGUUGUUUGACCGGGAAACCAUCGAUGAGUAGAGUUGGCUACAGUACCAUUCGGGGGGAUAUAUUUCACCGGUACAACAACAGAAAUGUCGUAUUAGAAAUACAGAAAUACGUCACGCCGCUAAGAGCGUUGGAUUGUAAGCGCUCGCGCAAAAUAUUGGAUGAGAUUGAGCGGCCGUAUUUAUAUCCGCCGAAACAUUUAAGCCAAUGGAGGCGGGCAUGGUGGAUUUUUAGUGUUUACUUUUGUUAUCUUGGACUUAUAAAGGGUCCUUCUUCCCCUCAAUUGAAGGCGAGUGCUUCGACAGAAUUACACCGUCCAAUAAAGUCUGAAACUUUGCCCUUUCCUCGAUACCAGCUUUUUUUUAAUAAAAAAUACUCGGUAUCUGAUGAGGUCCAUCGUAAGUGUUUGGAUGAAGAAAAACUAAAGUGUGCUCAGUGGAAGGGUCCGAGUAAGUUAUGUGCGAUGCGCUCGCCGAGUAAAAUCGAAAUUGCGUGGGCUUGGAAUUAUAUGAUAUGCCAUGAAGAUCGUGAUCGACUACUGGAGCGCUUGUCAAAGGUAGAAAUGUACCUUGUCAAACUGACUUCGUCUACAAACAAGAGGAAUAAACCCGAACUAGAUUUGGCUUAA